CCCCUGUCUGUCUGUCUGUCGCUUUCUCUAUCCCUCAGUUCUAAAAGUGUUGGGCGUAGUUUAAGGCAGAGAGAGUGCGCAGGAUUAAAGAUCGCCAUUGUUCCAACAUGAUGCUUAAUCAUAAUUUUUUGUUUCUAUCAGCUUUGUUUUGCAUUGCUGUAGCUGGCGUUUUAGGCCAAGCUCCUCCUACUCCAAGUAAUCCUCCCACAUCCACGCCGGCGCCUCCCACCCCACCAGCUUCAACACCUCCUCCUACCACUCAGCCACCUCCUUCGCCGACUGCUACUCCGCCUCCGGCAUCCACUCCUCCUCCCACUUCAUCACCACCUCCAGUGACAGCCUCUCCACCCCCGGUUUCAACUCCUCCGCCUAGCUCUCCUCCUCCAGCAACUCCCCCACCCGUUAGCUCUCCUCCUCCUGCCACCCCACCUCCCGCCACUCCUCCCCCGGCUUCUCCACCUCCCGCAACCCCACCACCUGCUUCUUCUCCUCCCGCCACUCCACCACCCGCCUCUCCGCCUCCCGCUACCCCUCCACCGGCAACUCCUCCUCCUGCAACCACACCACCUGCUCCUUUGGCUUCUCCACCAGCCACGGUUCCGGCUCCGGCACCUAGCAAACAGAAAGCGAAGUCUCCAGCGCUAUCACCCUUGGGCUCGAGCCCACCAUCUCCAUCAACCGAGGCCCCUGCUCCUAGCCUGGGCGCUUCUUCACCAGGCCCAUCUGGAACUGAUGUGAGUGGCGUAGAGAAAAUGUGGACAGUAGGAGGCUGGGUGGUGGCUGGAUGGGCUGUUCUGAGUCUGAUGCUUUAAACGAAAGGGCUCUUACCAAUUCGCAUGUAUUUGGUUUUCAGUUUCAGUGGUUUAUUUACAUUUCCAUGAUAUUAUUGGGUGAAGUCUCUUUGAAGAGGCCUUUUACUACGCGUAUUUGACGAUGGGGUUGUAUUUU
Messenger RNA from Hibiscus syriacus, 948 nucleotides. RefSeq names its product classical arabinogalactan protein 9-like. Gene Ontology annotation, cellular component: plasma membrane. NCBI's taxonomy places the organism in Eukaryota, Viridiplantae, Streptophyta, Magnoliopsida, Malvales, Malvaceae. The transcript is spliced from 2 exons. Bases 108 to 812 code for a protein of 234 amino acids. The record is from RefSeq and is a predicted model, not a curated record.